Messenger RNA from Hyposmocoma kahamanoa, 2301 nucleotides. RefSeq names its product glycine cleavage system H protein, mitochondrial (gene ppl). NCBI's taxonomy places the organism in Eukaryota, Metazoa, Arthropoda, Insecta, Lepidoptera, Cosmopterigidae. Gene Ontology annotation, biological process: protein lipoylation; glycine decarboxylation via glycine cleavage system. Gene Ontology annotation, cellular component: glycine cleavage complex; mitochondrion; cytoplasm. The transcript has 2 exons. Bases 140 to 634 code for a protein of 164 amino acids. The record is from RefSeq and is a predicted model, not a curated record.
CGAAACUAACCUCGAAAAAAUUAUCGGCUGAGAAUUUUCGCGUAUAUUUAUGGCCGGAUAUUUUCGAAUUGUACCUUAAGUGUCUGAAAAUUAACUGUUUCCCGUUCGUAACUUUUGGCAUGAAGUGUUAAAACAUAAAAUGACGCUCCAACGAUAUUUCUUUCACAUUUCAAAGCAAUACACGAAACGCAGUCUGCAAUCAAACCUCAAACAGUGCUACUGUGAACCACGUCGCAAAUACAGCAAUGGCCCAAGGAAGUACACAGACAGGCAUGAAUGGGUCAUUGUGCAUCAGGGUACAGGAACUGUUGGCAUAAGUAAAUACGCCCAAGAAUCACUUGGUGACGUCGUCUUCGCACAGCUACCAGAUCCUGGAACGAAACUCAAAGCUGGCGACGAAUGUGGUGCCCUAGAAAGUGUCAAAGCCGCAAGUGAGAUCUACUCCCCUCUAAGUGGUACAGUUACUGCGAAAAAUGUGGAUGUGGAAUCUAAACCAGCACUAAUUAAUACUUCCUGUUACGAUCAAGGGUGGUUGUUCAAAUUAAAAUUGUCAGAUCUUGAAGAAUUAGACAAACUAAUGACUGAACAAGAAUAUGAAACGUUUUUGAAGUCAGAUGAAAAAGAGCAUGUAUAAUUUUUUUUAAUGAUAAUUUAUAACUAGUUAAUUUGUUUUAGAGAAAUAAAUUGUUACAGAAGAUAAAUAAACAGUUAAAAGAGAUACAAUCGAAUUCAUUAUACAGUUAUUUCAAUAUUCAACAUAAAUAUUUAUAAAUUUUGAAUCAUCUUCUUUUAAAUGCUAUUGGCUCCAUCGAAAUAAACGAUUAUUUUGCAAAUGUCAAGUAGAAAUGACUGUGUGCGGUACUUCAACUUUAUAAUGUUACAACCCCAUUGCUACCAUAUCGGUAAACCCGCCAAUGCCAAGUUGAGGAACGCACGCGUUUUUAAAUCGAAGAUUAAUUGAUUGAAUUAUGAAGAAAAUCACUGAGGAGAGAAUCUACAACAACUGAGUACACAGACUAAUCAGAUAACUUGGGUUUUCCCAGCCCGCCAUUAUUUGAAAAAUCUGACCAUAGACACAGAAUAUUUCCGUAUAUUACAACCAUAGACAAACUAGAAAUAAUUACUCAUCAGCCUGAUUGUCCAUUGUUCGAGAUGGGUCUCUCUCUUCAUAUUUUUCAGACUUCUACUCUGAACUGUUUUUGUUUGCGUGCCUUAUUCUAGUUGGUUAAUAACUAACAACUGAAACCGACUAAACCACGACCUUUUUUAUUGUAAUCAGAUCAAAGCUAGGUGUUGUGGUUCUCAAAAUUGAGAAAUGGUGCCGCUGGAAUAAGCUUAUUUCAGCAUGGAACUUUUGAACGGCGGACCGACUAAAUCUAGUUUUUUGCGACUAGACCCGACUAAAUAGGGACUUUUUCAGGUUACUCAAAUUUCAAAAACUCGACCAUGGUCGCACUGGAAUAAAGCACGAAUUUUUUUCCGUCCUUUCACUAUGUAUGGUACAUUAUAAUUAUGUAUUAAUAAACUGUACAUCCAUGACGCAGCCCUACUUAGUCCCAAAUUUGCUGUAUAACUAACAAAACUCGAAAAUCAACAUAAAUCACCCUUCAGCACCCGUUGAACAAAAUGCAUUUUUAAAUAGAGCGUCUCGCUCAUUUAACUCCUUAGUUAAAAAAUAUGGUGAGGUAAACCUGUUCAACGCCAAUACAAGUAAACUAAAGCGCUUAUUCAGUGACGUUUUUCUCUUAUAUGUAGCUACUAUAACUGUUUGACGUAUUUAAUUUCGUUAUUUAUAUUUAUUAUGUUUGUUUUCUUACGUCUCCACCUUUUUUAUUAUAGUUUGUUUCUAUCACUGUAAAAAUCUCUGGAAACUUUUAAUUAGCCCUCAGCGUACAACGCAAUGGUCUAUCAGGCGUGUAUUAUACUUGCUAUUCUAUUCUUGUUACCUAGCUGUAAGUUUUCCAAAAAUAAUGAAAAUAAAAUAUAUUAUGUUGUCCUAGAUCCUGUCUUCUCUAUUUGUCUUAAAACUGAAAUAAAACUCUGUAUAUGUGCGUGAACAUUUAUUAGUGCAUUUAAACUUAAUACAGUUUGUUUAUGAACAUAAUCACCUCAUAACUUUGGCAUAAUGUUUGAACUUAUCACUAUAGUAAUUCUAACCCUCUGAUAUCACAUUUCACUUUCUAAGGUGCAGGAAUGCCAGCUUCAUUGUUUAAUAUGCAUACGAACACAUUCCUUUAUACCUAAAGCAAAAACUAUAAUGGCCUGGAUAUGUGAAUACAAUUGUACUACGACACUGUUUCA